AUGAUGAAGGCCAAAAAGCAGGAAGAGUACUGUAGUGUUAAAAUACCACUAUUGUUUGGAAGCGGAGAUGUCGGAACAAAGACAGACAAGGAGCAAAACACCAACAUUGGCACCAGUUCUUUCUUGAGUACUUGUUUCAACGGUCUCAAUGCUCUUUCAGGAGUUGGAAUACUCUCAAUUCCAUAUGCAUUGGCGUCAGGAGGUUGGUUUAGCUUGAUAGUACUUUUCAUAAUCGCGAGCUCCACCUUCUACACAGGAUUAUUGAUCCAAAGAUGCAUGGAUGUUGAUCCAACAAUUAAAAGUUACCCUGAUAUUGGGGAUCGUGCAUUUGGAAAAACAGGGAGAAUGAUAGUAUCAGUCACUGUAAACAUAGAGCUCUACUUAGUAGCGACGGGUUUCCUAAUCCUAGAAGGUGAUAAUAUGAGUAACCUAUUCCGACACAUAAACUUUGAUAUCUAUGGAACUCAUAUUGGAGCAAAAACUGGAUUUGUGAUACUUGUUUCUCUCGUUAUACUCCCCACAAGUUGGUUUAGCAACAUGAGCAUUCUUUCGUAUAUAUCAGCCAGUGGAGUUCUAGCCACAGUGAUCAUUCUAGGCUCAAUCUUUUGGGUAGGUGCAUUUGAUGGCAUUGGUUUCCAGGAAAAGGGUGACCUCAUAAAUUGGGGUGGAAUCAUGUCAGCUACAAGCUUAUACGCAUUCUGCUACUGUGCUCAUCCAAUUUUCCCUACUCUGUAUUCUUCCAUGAGAAACCAGAGUCAAUUCUCAAAGGUAUUGUUUGUCUGUUUUGCCUUCUGUACAGUUACUUACUCAUUAAUGGCAAUCAUCGGAUACCUUAUGUUUGGUUCGGAGGCAGAGUCACAGAUUACCUUAAACCUUCCAACUGGAAUUACCAGCUCAAAAGUGGCCAUAUGCACCACCCUUGUUACGCCUAUAGCUAAAUACGCACUAAUGCUAACACCAAUUGUCAACGCUAUUGAAGCACGGUUUCACUCAUCUUACAACAAAAAGAUGCAUAGCUUCCUAAUAAGAACAAUCUUGGUGAUAAGCACUGUCGUCGUAGCCCUGUCUCUCCCUUUUUUUGGUUAUCUGAUGGCACUCGUGGGUGCACUCUUAAGUGCCACAACUUCGAUAACAAUACCAUGUUUGUGCUACUUGAAGAUUACAGGCACUUACAGAAGUAUUAGCCUCGAGGUGGUGCUUCUUGGGUUCGUUGUGUUAAUUGGCCUAAUCAUAACUGUUGUGGGUACUUAUAUAUCAUUAGUAGAUAUUAUAAGUCAUUUAGGAGCAUCCAGUUGACUUUCGAGCUAUGUUAGCCAAUCGAAAUUUUGCAUAGAAAUAACAAUUCCAAGAAAUCAAGAAAAUUGAUUGCAAUUUUGGUAGAUA
This is a messenger RNA of Erigeron canadensis, 1383 nucleotides long. Its product is annotated as amino acid transporter AVT1I-like. Bases 1 to 1296 code for a protein of 431 amino acids. Gene Ontology annotation, cellular component: plasma membrane. The transcript has 3 exons. The record is from RefSeq and is a predicted model, not a curated record. Lineage: Eukaryota; Viridiplantae; Streptophyta; Magnoliopsida; Asterales; Asteraceae.